This is a messenger RNA of Penicillium verhagenii, 1149 nucleotides long. Its product is annotated as PAPA-1-like domain-containing protein. Gene Ontology annotation, biological process: chromatin remodeling. The coding region runs from base 1 to 1149 and encodes 382 amino acids. Lineage: Eukaryota; Fungi; Ascomycota; Eurotiomycetes; Eurotiales; Aspergillaceae. The transcript has 3 exons. The record is from RefSeq and is a predicted model, not a curated record. Gene Ontology annotation, cellular component: Ino80 complex.
AUGGCACCACCUCGACGCUCUGCUCGCUCGCGGCUAGCUGAGAAGGACCUGUCAGAACCAGAAGCUAAUACCAGCCUCAGAUCCACGAGACAAACCCGCUCCACUGCUGCCCAAGAACCAGUGUCUGCAUCUCAAUCCCGAUCAAGUUCCGCCGGAAGUAGACGAAGAUCUCUCCGUCUCACAUUAAGAAUGCCUGCGGGGAAACUGCGCGAGGCGACUGGGGGCCGCUCCGCCCGGCGCUCCAUCAAUGUCUUCCAAGAAAACCCCAUUGUGUCCGGCCCACGAACCAGUCGCAAUCAAAAGAAGCUUGUGGAGGUCGCUACAUCGGACGAAGAUAUUGAAGACCAAGAGGAAGACGAAGUUGAGGAUGAAGACGCACUCGGAGAGGAUGAUGAAGAUGCCGAUGCUGACGGCGAUCUCGAUAUGGAUGAUGCUCCCCCACAACCGCCGGUAAGGCGGGGCGCUAAGCAGGCUCCACCUAGUCGUGGCAAGCCCGCCAAGAGCGUGGAAGAAAAAGAAAUGGAAAUGGAAGAGGAAGAAGAGGAGGAGGAGGAGGAUCUAGACGACGAAGUCCUCUCGGAUACCGAUUCGGACGCAGAGGGUGAACCCGAUGAUCAGGAUGAGACCGCCAUUCCCGAUGUCAAUGUCGAUGAUCUAGACGAGGAAGAUGAAGACGACGAUCUGGAUGAUGACAUGGACAGCGAUGCACUUGCCAUGGAAAAUGGCAAGCAAACCAAGCGGCAGCGUGGCAAUCUGGGUAACGAUUUCCUUCAACUCCCGAUGGAACCCCAAGUCAAGAAGCACUUGACUGCCGAAGAGCGUGCCAUGCGACGAGCUGAAAUGGCUCGACGCAGAAAGAAUUUGAGUGAGAAGCGCAACGAAGAAGAAAAGAUGGAUACAAUCAAUCGACUGCUUAGGAAGCAACCCCCCAAGCGUCGCGGCCGAGCUGCGGCCGAGGGUGCUGAAUCCACACCAGCCGAUCAAGAAGGCGCGGUGGUUGAAAAGCCUGACCACACCAUGGUUCGAUGGAUCAGUACUGCGAAUGGCUGCACACUUAGCGUGCCAGAGGAAUGGCUUGGUACAAAGGCUGGCAGAUUGUUCGGACCGCCCCCUGCCAAAGGAAACGGGAAGAUGGUGCAGGAACUGUAA